Molecule: messenger RNA, 1329 nt
Organism: Arachis duranensis
Lineage: Eukaryota; Viridiplantae; Streptophyta; Magnoliopsida; Fabales; Fabaceae
Exons: 1
Coding region: 1-1329 (442 amino acids)
Source: RefSeq, a predicted model, not a curated record
AUGGACCCACCCUCCACUUCCGCUCCUCAAGCCCCAAAUUCUAGUGCCAUUCCCUCUCAACCUCAACCUAAUUCCAAAGGUGGCAUUAAUGCCAUUACCUUGAGAUCCGGGACUCAAUUGAAAGAGAAGAAGGUAAAGGACCCAAGCCCGAUCAUAAUCACUCAAGAGGAGGAGGGAAUCGAGAUAGAAGAAAUAGAAGAAGAGGAGGAAGCACAAGUCAUAGUUGAGGAUGAAGAGACUCAACCAACAAGUGAGACCCCUAAGAAUAAGAGAGCCGUGGAGGAAGAAAUUGCUCAACCAAUCCCAUUUCCUACACUUGCAAAGAAAGCUAGGAAGCGUAUGAAAAUUGACCCCAAAAUGGUAGAGAUGUUUAAUAAAGUUGAGGUAACUAUCCCUCUCUUCGAUGCUAUCCAUCAAGUACCUAAAUAUGCAAAAUUUCUUAAGGAUUUAUGCAUGAAAAAGGAUAGAAUUCUUGAGUUAGAGACUAUUCCAUUGGGGAGUUCUAUUUCUGCUUUAAUGGGAGCAUUACUCGAGAAGUGUGAUAAUCUGGGCCCGUGCCUGGUCACUUGUACUGUAGAUGGGGUUCAAUUUCUAGAUUGUAUGUGUGAUCUCGGUGCAUGCGUUAGCAUUAUGCCUCUUUCCGUCUACUGUAUAUUGAGGCUACCACCAUUGAAGAGGUCGGCGGCAAGAUUUGUUUUGGUGUACAAGAAUAUAAUAACCGUGACGGGUGUUGCAGAAGAUGUAUUGGUGAAUAUAAAAGGGUUGGUGUUUUCAAUUGAUUUUUACGUUCUUGAGAUGCCAUCAAGUGAGUCCGAGAGGGCAUCAUCUAUCCUAAUUGGGAGACCAUUUUUGAGGACCUCUAGUUUCAAGUUUGAUGCCUACUCGGGAACCUACUCGUUUGAAAUAGAUGGGAGAGUCGUGAGUUUUAGCCUAGAAAAAGCAAUGAAACACCCACCAGAGAAUCAUUCUCUAUUUCGGUGUGACCCAAUUGACAACAUUGUGGCCGAAGUACAUUUUGCAAAGUUAGAUAAGAAGCAUGUGAUUGAAGACACAAGUGAAAACCCAAGUGAAGCGAACGCAUUACCCCAUCCGGAUCAUCCGGAAGUUCAAGCCUCAUGUCAAGACCAUAAGGUAGAAUUAAAGCCACUACCACCCCACCUAAAGUACUCAUAUCUUAAUGAAGCCCACAAGUUUCCUAUGAUUAUUGCAAGGGAACCAAAUCCUCAACAAGAAGAAAAGUUGCUAUGUAUCUUGAGGAAGAACAAAAGGGCCAUAGGGUGGAGCUUGGUAGAUCUAGUGGGAAUAAGCCCCCAAGUAUGCGAGCACUAA